GCGCGGGCGGUGCGGGGCGGGGAGGCAGCUGUUUGCGGGGCAGCGGUCGGUCGGUCAGUCAGAGGGAGAGGGUAGAGAGACGCCACGCACUGCCCCAGGCCCCCGGCGGGGGAAGGGGAAGAUGUUCGCCUGCGUGCGCUACCUGCAGGGCCAGGUGCACCACAUCCUCCCCGCGGCCCACAUCAAGAACUUCCACCCCGCCUCCAAGGCCGACUUCAACAGGAGGCAGGUGUACCGGCUGCCGCCGCCGCUCGGCGGCCCGGGCCCGGGCCCGGGGGUCCCGGGGGAGUCGGACGGCGUGCCGGGCAGCGCCGUGGCCAAGCCCGGCCCCUGCCGCAAGGCCCAGAUCCUGGCCCUGGGAGACAGCAGGGAAGAGCUGGAGAAAUUCUUGAAAUUGAAAAGAUACAAAAUAAUUGACAAUUUUAUCGAAGAGUCUGAAUCUGACGAUGGUGAUCAUACUGAGGAUGAACCACAUCAAUUCUUCGGCAUCCAGGAGCAAGAUGUAAUGUGCUUUGAAGAUAGUAGUGACGAUGAUGACCACACGCUGAGGAUCUUUGAUGAACUCAAAAAUAAAUAUUCUUGUGUCAAGGCCAACAAUAAAAGGUUGAUUCAGGAACUUAAAAAAGUCAAGACAAAACUCCACUUUGCUGAAGAAAGACAAAAAGAAUAUGAACAUAUGGCUUCUGAGCUACAAAGACUGAGGGACCUCAACAUGGAUCUUCAAAAUGCACUACUUUUGAAGUUAUUUAGAUUGCCAGAACAGUAUCAUGGAUCGAAUCCUGAAGAAGAGCUGAUUGAGCAUGCGGCAACAGAUAGGCUGAUUUCCAGUACUCCAGUAACAUCCAUUCUUCAAGACCAUUUUAACAUGCAACAGAGAGCAUACGGCUGCAAGAAAAGUCCACAUGUUUUACCGACUCCCAGUACCUCCAAUCAUCUGGAGAGCCAACUUGAAAACGGGAACAUCAUGGUGCCAUGUUCGUGGGGUUCAACCCAAGCCAUUGCUGUAGCUCAGCCUAAUGUUUACGCUGUACAAGAUGGAAAGGUCCACAUUGGAGCUAAUAUAUGGAUUGACGAGGACAAAUGGGAGACUGUGAAACGUCAGCCAAGUGAUUCAAGAUUUACAAAGUGUUUGGCAGUAGCUGUCUGGGGAGUGGAAACGCUAAAAGACAGGAGUGUCACUGGAAUUGCAUGCAAUUCAACAAAGUCAUCACCUAAACCACCUCUUUCCCCUUAUAAAGUGCAAGUUAUUAAAGAACAAUUGUUGAAUAGAAUAAGACAAGAUGCCAAAGAUGAUAAUGAAAUUCAUAAGCGACUAAAUAAAGUGAAUCGAUAUAUAGGGGAGAAAAUAAUGGACAUUAAUAAACAAUGGCGAAAAGCCAAAGCAGACUUAUCAAAAUUUAGGAACUGUGAGUGUGAGAUGGGGCUAAAAUGUGAAACUCAUGCUGAUUGUGAAAGAUCUGAGGUACCUAUCAAGGAAGAGAUUGAAACAUUUAUCUACGAGUAAUCUGCACGAGAGUUCAUGUUGUGUGAUCAGAAAGUUGUGUUUAUGAAAACACUGGCUAUAAUUGAUGUAUAUUACUACUGCUUGUUAUUCAUAUCAUUUCUGUUAAUGAUAGAAUGAGCCAACUGAAAAUGUUUUUCUAUUACUUAUAUAUAACUGUCAGUUUUAAACAGUAAAACUCCUGUUACUCGUAUCUUUUGGGACCAUAACAUUUAAAAUGCCUUACUCAAAGUCUGAUUUGCAGGCAAAUUGUGAAAGUCCUAGAAAAUCCAAUUUAAUCAAAAUAUCUACACUGCGCGUGCAUAAUUUAAUGUAGCCAGUAUGUGAUAACUCGUCCUUGCGAUCUUGCACAUGACGUGACGGGUUAAGACUACAUUUCCCAGAUUUCCGUACGUCUUCACCAGUCCCUGCAUGUGCACUUACAGACGAGCGUUGGAAUUGUGUUGAAUCACAGGAAAUGAAGUUCUUCUGCACGUGCAUUGAGGAUCAAGACGUAAGUUUCCUGUGAUUCAUUGCAGCCGACCAGUAAGCACGCAUGCGUCGACAGGCUAGGCGUAAUUUCCUGCAAUUCAAAACCUCCGGUAAGUGCAGGAAUGUAAGGGAGUGAGGUUAGGAAUUAAAAGGUGAGUAGCACAAAUCGUGCAAAGACAUCUUAAGUGGUUUUGAUAGGAAACUGAAUGGGACUCGAGUGAAUACACACCUUGGGCGUUUAUCCGAUUUAUAAAGAUAAGACUUAUGCAAGUUUUACUAUACCAUCAGUAAUGUUAAAUGAGGGGAAUUUUUUUUAAAAAUUCUUAUGAUUUUAAAUAUUGUAGCUGAGUGGUCAGCACUAAUUUUAAAUGAUGUGUUACAUCAAGAUGUCCCAUUCCCCCCCACCAAAAAAAAUCUACAAUAAUCAUUCCCCUCCUUUACUGCAACUCCUAUCCGUCUUUUUAAAAAAAAAUGUUCAGGAAAUUUAUUUGAGAGGUGUGGGAGUAUGAGAAAUCAUUAAGUUUUUAUCUUUAAUGGUUUUGUUACAAAAUCUCUUAAAAAUUUCUAAAUGUCUUAUGUGCGUGGUAUACUUGAUCUAUUUUUAGCCUACAUUCCUGUCAUUUUGCUAUGUGACUGCCUGCUUUUCUUCUGUCAAACAAGUGUCUUGCACUUGCAUAUCUUCUCUUGACCCAGUGUUUAUGUAUUGGCAGUAACUGCCACAACAUGAAAACUGUUAUUACUGAACACAACUGUGAUGAUCUCACCACAUUAAUCUAUCAAGGUGCCAUGUUUUGACAACAAUCAAAUCAGCUUCUCUAAAACUUGACCCUCUGAGAAUAAAGAGUUCACAAGAAA
Callorhinchus milii (elephant shark) is the source of this 2827-nucleotide messenger RNA. RefSeq names its product BEN domain containing 5 (gene bend5). Gene Ontology annotation, biological process: negative regulation of DNA-templated transcription. Bases 122 to 1504 code for a protein of 460 amino acids. The transcript has 6 exons. Lineage: Eukaryota; Metazoa; Chordata; Chondrichthyes; Chimaeriformes; Callorhinchidae. Gene Ontology annotation, molecular function: DNA binding. The record is from RefSeq and is a predicted model, not a curated record.